Molecule: messenger RNA, 834 nt
Organism: Helianthus annuus (common sunflower)
Lineage: Eukaryota; Viridiplantae; Streptophyta; Magnoliopsida; Asterales; Asteraceae
Exons: 1
Coding region: 1-834 (277 amino acids)
Source: RefSeq, a predicted model, not a curated record
AUGGAAUACGUCGGUUCGGUUGGUCUAUCAGGAGGUCUCAUGUGUAUUUGGGAUCCUGUUUUAUUCGAAGCGAUUUCGGUAGUUAAAAACACUAAUUUUCUUGUUGUUGUCGGUAAACUCAAAGGCAGUGGCCUUUUGUUGAAUAUUGGUAAUGUGUAUGCCCCUCAACUGGUUAGAGCGAAGAAAGAUCUUUGGGAUGAGAUCGCUAGUAUCAUGGAAGACCAUCCUAGUAUGUGGGUCGUGGGUGGUGAUUUCAAAGCGGUUAGGGAACCUUCGGAAAGGAGGAACUCCGGAUUUAAGAAUGCCUGUGCUUCAAACUUCAAUAGUUUCAUUUUCAACUCGGGGCUUUUAGAGUACGACAUGAAAGGUAGUAGGUUCACCUGUAUUAGAGGAAAUGGAAAGAAACUUAGUAAGAUCAACAGGUUCUUGGUGUGCUCGGAUUUUUUUAACCGAUGGCCAGAUGCUACGUUCAGAGCGCUUCCGGCUAGCUACUCUGAUCACGGUCCGAUUCUGCUUGUUUCCCAAAUGAGGAAUUUUGGUGCUAAACCGUUUAGAGUUUUUAACUCAUGUCUGGAAAAAGAAGGUUAUAAUGAAGCUGUGGAGAAGUCUUUGGAGGGUUUCAACGUAUCGGGUCCGCCGGAUUACGUUCUGUUACAAAAAUUUGCGACUAUCAGAAAAGGGUUAAAAGUUUGGAGAGAUGAGAUGAAAAAGAAAGAAGGGGAAUCGUCUAGUAGAGCAUUGGAAGAGUUGGAGGAAUUGGAGAAAAUUAUGGAGUCGAGAGACCUAACGGAGGAGGAAGAGUGGUCCUUCUUGGAAAACAAAAAAAAUUAUUAA